AUGCCUUCGCCCACUCCGGAGUACGUGAUAACCCUAGACUCGUCCGAUGAAGAUUCCGGCGACGUUGAAGUUGUCGACUUCCAGCGUGAAACCCAAGACCUCCUAAAUAAUCCUCAACAAGAAUCAAAAACAAAAGCGUUGCACAACCUAGAGUGCCCUAUAUGCUUUGAUACAAUCACCACCGCAACAGCUACCCCCUGUGGUCACGUUUUUUGUCUUGAAUGCUUACAACAGAGUGUUUCGAGUUCCACUGCCCGCGGUCAAACUGCAAGACACGGAGUGGGAUUGUGUCCACUAUGCCGUAUGAAAGUCAAUUUCAAGGACACCAUGGUGCUUCGGAUGAAACCUGCCCAUGCGCUGGUGCUUCCGCCGGAUCCAGAAGAGCUAGAACCGGACCACGAGGCAACUGACAACCGCCUCAUUUCCGAAAAUAGUUGA
This is a messenger RNA of Meyerozyma guilliermondii ATCC 6260, 438 nucleotides long. RefSeq names its product SUMO-targeted ubiquitin ligase complex subunit. The transcript has a single exon. Bases 1 to 438 code for a protein of 145 amino acids. The record is from RefSeq and is a predicted model, not a curated record. Lineage: Eukaryota; Fungi; Ascomycota; Pichiomycetes; Serinales; Debaryomycetaceae.